This is a messenger RNA of Sceloporus undulatus (fence lizard), 2896 nucleotides long. RefSeq names its product mitochondrial amidoxime reducing component 2-like. Gene Ontology annotation, molecular function: molybdopterin cofactor binding; molybdenum ion binding; pyridoxal phosphate binding. Gene Ontology annotation, cellular component: mitochondrial inner membrane. The transcript is spliced from 7 exons. Bases 107 to 1108 code for a protein of 333 amino acids. The record is from RefSeq and is a predicted model, not a curated record. Gene Ontology annotation, biological process: nitrate metabolic process. Lineage: Eukaryota; Metazoa; Chordata; Lepidosauria; Squamata; Phrynosomatidae.
UGGCUGCUGGCCACAAGGCUCCGAGGAAGGCAGCCAAGAGGGAAAGAAGGCCUGCCUCCUCCUCCUCCUGGCCUCUCUCUCUCUCUCUCUCUCUCUCUCUGGCGCCAUGGCCGGGUUUCUGAGGGGGCCGUUGCCCCCUUCUUCUCGCUUGGCCCUCAUCGGGGCCUCCGCCGCCAUUUUGUCGCUGGGGGCCUUGGCGGCCUGGCGCUGGAGGAGAAGGGCCCUGCGGAGGCGGAGGAGGGAGAUGCAGCGCGUCGGGGUGGUCUCCGACAUCGUCAUCUACCCGGUGAAGUCCUGCCGGGGGCUGCGCUUGGACGAAGCCGAGGUCACCCCGCUGGGUCUCCGAAAGGGGGACUUGCGGGACAGGUUUUGGUUGGUGAUUAAGGAAGAUGGACAUAUGGUCACAGCUCGACAGGAACCUCGACUGGUUUUGAUUUCUGUAAAUUCCCGAAAUGGCCACUUAAUCCUGAAUGCUCCAGAAAUGAAGGAACUGGCCAUCCCUGUCAAAACCUCUGGGAAAAAUCCAGUGAAGAAUUGCAGGGUUUUUGGGCUUGAUAUUGAAGGACGGGACUGUGGUGAUGAAGUAGCUCAUUGGAUUACCACUUUCCUGAAUUCAGAAUCGUAUCGACUGGUGCAUUUUGAGACCCAAAUGGCACCCAGAAAAUGUGAACUGAUUAAUACACCUUUUCGGCCUAUUGAUGAGGUUCCAUACAGUGACGCUGGCCCACUCUUAGUCAUCUCAGAGGCAUCAAUGGAAGAUCUAAAUACCAGAUUGGAGAAGAAACUGGAUUUGCGAAAUUUUAGACCAAGCAUUACUGUUUCUGGCUGUAGUGCUUUUGAAGAGGACACCUGGAACAAGAUUAUAAUUGGUGAUGUGGAAAUGAAAUUGAUCAUGCAGUGUGGCAGGUGUAUUUUGACAACAGUUGAUCCAGAUAAUGGUAUCAUAGACAGAAAGGAGCCACUGGAAACACUAAAAAGGUAUCGUAUGUGUGAUCCAGCUGAGAGACAUAUUCACAAAACAGCACCUUUGUUUGGCAGUUAUUUUGGUGUAGACAAAACAGGAACUGUCCGAGUUGGAGACCCUGUGUAUAAGAUAAUAGAAUGUUAGGGAGGGAAACAUUUAUCUGUUCUGUAGUACAGGAUUAAAUUAUCAUAGAGUACAAUCCUGCCAAACUUCUGCAUUUUAAAGUUCCAUUGAUUUCAGAAAGAGAAAUGAAUUACUAUAAAUGAUUUAUCUUUAAAUAACACAGACUUAGGGUGGCUUGCAUCGUCCUGACCAAACUUAUACUAGAAAAGGAGAAAGGUAAAUGAAGUUAGGCAGUUUGGGGCCAUGCUAGGUUAGGCUUUUUACCCAGGGGAUCCAAAGUCCCUUCAGUCUCCAGUCAUGCCCCCAGCAGAUAGAAGAACUAGCUCCUUCUCAUUGUUUGGAAUGUGAAUUGCUUCCCAAAUUCCUUUUCCUCUCUUUCCUCUCCUUGUCCCCCAUUCACAUAGCUUUGAAUGGGGAUAGACAACUUUGGGCUAUGGGGCCAUAUCUGGCCCUACUGGGGCUCUUAUCUGCCUCUUUGAGCAUUUCUUGAUGGACAUGUCUACUUCCCCAUGCCAUCAUCAUUUUAGUGGUUUCUCAUCCUAAAGGGAUGAGUUGCUGGCAGUCAUGGAUUUACAUUACAAUCACCUAAUCAUAGAGUUGGAAGGACCACAAGGGCCAUCCAGUCCAACCCCCUGCCAUGCAGGAAGACACAAUCAAAGCACUCCCAGCAUGAAACCAUCCAGCUUCUGUUUCAAAACCUCCAAAGAUGGAGACUCCACCACUGUUCAAGACAGCAUAUUUCACCAUCAAACAGCUCAUUCUUCCUAAUGUUUUGGAGGAAUCCCUUUUCCUGUCGUUUGAAUCCACUGCUCUGUGACCUUAUCCUUGGAGCUACAGAAAAUAACUUUGCUCCAUACUGAACAUGAUAUUCCUUCAAAUAUUUAAAUGUAGCUGUCACGUCCCUCUUAACCUUCUCUUCCCCAGGCUAACCAUACCAAGUUCGCCAAGCUGCCCCCCAUGAUGACCUUUUUGUUUCCUCAGCUCACUGCAAUUUGGCCUCUGAGAACUUUUCUGAAAUUACAUUUGGUCUUGAAGCUGAGAGGGGUUCCCUAGCCAUUAGUUUAGGAUGGGGUGACCAUAGUGGGGUGACCCUAGGAAUCCCUAAAUAUAGCUCCACAAGCUCCCAAAUCCCUAAACCCACUUUUUAAAAAAGAAAUUUCACCCGUAAACUGGCCAAAACACCCCAAAGCAGCUGCAAAUAUUAGGUUCCCCCAGAAAACCCUGAAGAAAUGCCCCCAAAUCCACCAAAAUGGUGCAGAAGUGACAUGUCAUUUCCAAUGUGGAUAAUAAACAUGAUGAUGCAGUCCACUGGGGAAAAUGGCUUUUGCCUCCUAUGCAGUUCCUUACCACAGUUUAGAAUGUAUCAAAGGCUCCAAUGUCAGAGCAUUAUGAAUUGACAGGUAGGCUUCCCUUGCUUUAGCACUUACUUUGGCAAGAUUACACAUACGUUUGCUCCUAAUUCUAAUUUAAUUUGUCUAGACAAAAAUGUUUUUAUUCUAAAAUAAAUGUAUAUAAUGUUACCAGAAAGGUUUCUUAGAGUUAAAAUCUAAAACUGAUUUCUCAAGAUAUUACUAGACUAUACAAAAACAACAACAGAGUCCCAGUGACAUCUUAAAGACCAACACACUGAUUCUAGCAGAAGUUUUUGUAAACCAGUGAUCAUUAUUUCAGGUGCAUGUUGCUAGGUUGCUAGCCUCAGUUCACAAAAUGCUUUUUAUUGUUACAUUUUAACUUGUUUUUAUGUGAGAAGCCAUAUUGUACAUCUGUUUUGGAAAGUCAGUAGACAUUUAAAAUAAAUAAUAAUAAUAA